CUGAAAUCUGAAGGAAAGUCAGCAAGUGGGAGACUCAAAGCCGAGCCGGAGGUAGCCUCCUCUUGGCCUUGUAGACCUUAGUCUCUCUUUACUAUCCACUCCAGGGAGGACCAACUGCUCACAUUUGGAAUAAAGCAAAAACCUACCUCCAUGGAAGCAUCAAGACUAGUGUCUGACCGAACACUGAGUGCUGAGACUCAGCCAUGUCGACAGACAACAGAAACCACCACAGAAGGCCACUGAGAACAGGAUUGAGGCUUGGAUGAUUCUCAUUUGGGGGAGGACUCCCUCUUCUCUCUUCCCUCAUCAGGUCUUCUGCCUCCCUCUCCCUUCUCCUCUCGCAGCCCCUCCCCUCCCCCAGCUUCCGGAUGAGUCAGUGUGUGGACAGGCAGAGUGGGACAUUCACUUCAGGAGCCUGUGACGUCUUUGCUACCUCCUCCCUGUCGUCAAGGCUGUAAAUUUUGUGCAGUCCCUAGAAACAGUGUCUUGUCCAGAUAAACACUGCAGGGUGUGGGGCCGGCAGAAGAAGGCCCAGGGUGCCUGGGACCCUGUCCACUAUUGGUUUCGUUUCCAGUCUAAUAAGGACUGUGCAGGAAGUCUGACGUCCAGCACGGUCCACCUGUGACUGGGUGGUACAGUUAUUGUCACCUUGGGCCACCACAUCCUUGUUGAAGAUUGUGACACUUCCCAGGAGCUUCCUCAAAGUAUUGAUGUCUCCUUUCCUUCACCAUAGUCCUGGGGGAGAGCUGCAAGGAGGUGGAAUAGAGGCCUCUGGAGCCGAGAGUGGAAAACUGAGCUUUGAGAUCGUGGCAGCUGCCUGUCAGACCCCAGCACAGAGGAAGGUCAAUCAGGUGGAUAAAGCCACCCUCUGUGUGUUUGCCACAUCCAAUGGUGGUUUGAGAAUGUGUCUACAUGUGUGUUGGCCUCUGUGUGGUCCCUCGGUGCUGUCCAGCUCCUGUUCAUCUUGUUGCAGAGCCUUGUCCCUGCCCCCCAGGGUGUCCUGGUCCUCAUCCUUCACUAGGGAACCACAAAAACCAAAAUCGGCGGCUGAGAAGCAGGCGGUGAAACAAAAGCUUGACAGCCUUUGCUGCCGUUUGCCCUUACAUCAGCUCCCUCAACUACUAGCGUUGUGGUUUGACCGCUGUGCCCAGCCUUGUGCUGGGCUGCAUGGCAUCAAAGCUCACCUAAGCCACUCCAGAUACUGCAAUGGGCCAGGAGGUCUGUGAGUAUCAGGUCAUUCAGCUUGCAGUCACCACAGCUUCGUUCAGCAGGAACACAGUACUGACCUUCUCUACCCAAGGAGAUUCCAGCUUCCUCAUCCAGGAAGGACUCAUAUCUCCCAUGUGGAGAGGACCCAUCUUCUCAGAGCUCAGCUCAGAGGUCUGCCCUGGGCAUCAUGAGUUUGGCCAAAAUCCCUCUGACUCCCAGUGUAGCAGAGAAAGCACGGCAUGGAAAACCACAGGUUCUUGGGACCAGGUCUAUCCUUGGUUUCUUCAGGGCAUGGUGCCAGCCUGAGGGGCCCACAUAGAGAAUCCAAACAAUGGUUUCCUUGGCCCAGCUGGUUCUAGUUCCCUAAUCCCUAUUUCUUUGGGCUCAGGCCACACUCAGAUUCCCCCACGUGCCUGAGCCAUGGUGGGGAGAAGAGCAUAAGACCAGGGCUGAUGGGCACAGUGAGGUGGGAAGACUGGCUCCCACCCAUGCCCAAGCUCUUGGUCAUUUUUAUCUUCGAUGUCUUUCCAGUGCCUGGAACCCUUUCUGGCUCCAGCUAGGAUGGCACAGAGGUCCCAGAGGACUAAGUGGGUGGCAUCAUAGGACACUACUAUGACCAGCAGUACUGUCUCUCUAGUCCAGGAUGUGGCCUUUGUUCAGAACUGGAGGGAGAGUCUAGGGGAGGAGAUGACACUCCCCAUUCAGGGAACCUAUGACCAUCCAUGCCUCUCUCCUCACUCACCUCUGCAAGUUGGGGACAAAAUUGGAGCGUGAGGCACCUUGUGACCAAAUCCACUAUGUGUGCUCUAACCUAAGUCAGGACCUAUCCUUGUUUUCAGGAGGAGGAAACAUGAAGGGCAGGGGUGCUCCCCAGGUCUCAGUUCAUGCUCACAGCAUGGGUGACCACCCCUGCCUCUCCAUCCUGUGUGGACCUCAGGAACCGGUGUCUCUCAUAGGCUCCUGUUUGUGGUUUUUACCAACUCUGAUGUAGCAUCCUGAUUCCUGGAGGCAUUUCCAGAUACUGGGGAGGCAGCUACAUAUAGUUUUGGGCUAAGUUCAGGGAUGGACAGAAGAUCACCAGGGUCACCCAAAGGAUCAUGUCCUUUGAGUAAGAGCUGUGGCUAGGAACACAGGACAGGCUGCCUGAGCCCACAUAUCCUCGGGAGAAGUGUUAGCCCUAGGAGACUCUGCAGGGACAGGACCUGCUGGAGUUGGGGCUAACCCCUCUUCUCAGACUGCAUUCUCACAGAGUGGCCACUCAAGCUACUUCCUCUUGUACCCUGGGGACACGAAUCCAAUGAGAGUUGUUGCCUGGGCUGAGGGCUGCCCAAGUUUUAAUUACAUGUAAUUCCAGAGACUGGCAGAGCCUGAGAAAAUAAGGGGAUUAGAGAGUAGUCUUAGCUGGGCUCAGUUGAGUACAGCAGGCUCCAUGGAGACAGGUGGCCCCCGUGUCCCCACUGCUCCUUGCCUUCUGGAUCACGAAAUGGGGUCAGGCACCCCCUCCCUCUGGAGUCUUGGUUUCCUGACACUCUUUCUUUGUCUUCCCCAGAUGAUGUGAAGUGAGGUGCAUUAGGAAUAUGGUUGCCUCAGCCCGCACAGCUUGUGGAGAGAUAGAAUGGAGCCGGGGACACCUGAAAACUCCGUAUUCUAGGCUGUGUUGGAGCUUGCAGGGCUGAGCCUGGGAGCAUGUUGGCGGAGGUUUGGGGGCUAUGGCAGACUUUGUGGGAUGUAAUUCCAGCAGGUAUCUCCUGCUCUCCCCACCUGACAGUGGCCUGGCUUGUAGCUUAAAGGAAUGGAGUUCGCUUGGGGUGUGUGCUGGCAUUGGGAUAAUUGGGGCUAUGACAUCCUGAGGAAGGCCAAGUUUACCCAGGGAGUCAUAUAAAGAUAAACUCAGAUAACUUGAAUCAAUAUUUCCUCUCUGGGACCUGUGGAGCCCCCACAGCUGUCUUCCUGAUAACUCGGCAAAUGCCCCACCCACCCUUCGCACCUCCCUCGUCCUCCGCCCUCGGGUGCCUGCUAGGCAUAUAAGUCCUGGACCCCUGUCCUGGGAUGCUCUUCUGUGCCACCCUCGUGAGCCACCAUGGGGCUGCCACUAGCUCGCCUGGUGGCUGUGUGCCUAGUCCUGGCCUUAGCCAAGGGCUUGGAACUUCAGAAAGAAGCCAGAUCCCGAAACCAUGUCUGCAGCACCUGGGGUGACUUCCACUACAAAACUUUUGACGGCGAUGUCUUCCGAUUCCCUGGUCUCUGUGAUUACAACUUUGCUUCUGACUGCCGAGACUCCUAUAAGGAAUUUGCUGUGCACCUGAAGCGGGGCUUGGACAAGGCUGGGGGUCACUCCAGCAUAGAGUCCGUCCUGAUCACCAUUAAGGAUGACACCAUCUACCUCACCCACAAGCUGGCAGUUGUGAAUGGGGCCAUGGUCAGCACCCCACACUACAGCUCCGGGCUGCUCAUUGAGAAGAACGAUGCUUAUACCAAGGUCUACUCCCGUGCUGGCCUCUCCCUCAUGUGGAACCGGGAAGAUGCCCUGAUGGUGGAGCUGGACGGCCGGUUCCAGAACCACACCUGUGGUCUCUGUGGGGACUUCAAUGGCAUGCAGGCCAAUAAUGAGUUCCUCUCUGAUGGCAUACGCUUCAGUGCUAUUGAGUUUGGGAACAUGCAGAAGAUCAACAAGCCUGAGGUUGUAUGUGAGGACCCUGAGGAAGUACAAGAGCCGGAGUCCUGCUCUGAACAUCGAGCUGAAUGUGAGAGGCUGCUGACCUCCACAGCCUUCGAGGACUGCCAGGCCCGGGUGCCCGUGGAGUUGUAUGUGCUCGCCUGUAUGCAUGACCGUUGCCAGUGUCCGCAGGGUGGUGCCUGCGAGUGCAGCACCCUUGCUGAGUUCUCCCGCCAGUGCUCCCAUGCAGGUGGCAGACCUGAGAACUGGAGGACUGCCUCUCUCUGCCCCAAGAAAUGCCCUGGUAACAUGGUGUACCUGGAGAGCGGCUCGCCCUGCGUCGACACCUGCUCACAUCUGGAGGUCAGCAGCUUGUGUGAGGAACACUACAUGGAUGGCUGUUUCUGCCCAGAAGGCACUGUGUAUGAUGACAUUACGGGCAGUGGCUGCAUCCCUGUGAGCCAGUGUCAUUGCAAGCUGCACGGACACCUCUAUAUGCCAGGCCAGGAGAUUACCAAUGACUGUGAGCAGUGUGUCUGCAAUGCUGGUCGCUGGAUGUGUAAAGACCUGCCUUGCCCUGAGACCUGUGCCCUGGAAGGUGGCUCCCACAUCACCACCUUUGAUGGGAAAAAGUUUACCUUUCAUGGGGACUGCUACUAUGUCCUGACCAAGACCAAAUACAAUGACUCCUAUGCCCUCCUGGGUGAGCUGGCCUCCUGUGGCUCUACAGACAAGCAGACCUGUCUGAAGACCGUAGUGCUGUUGACUGACAACAAGAAGAACGUGGUGGCCUUCAAGUCAGGUGGCAGUGUGUUGCUCAAUGAAAUGGAGGUGUCCCUGCCCCACGUGGCAGCGAGCUUCUCCAUCUUCAAACCCUCCUCCUACCACAUUGUUGUGAACACGAUGUUUGGGCUGCGGCUGCAGAUCCAAUUGGUCCCAGUCAUGCAGCUUUUUGUGACUCUGGACCAGUCUGCCCAGGGACAAGUGCAAGGUCUUUGUGGAAACUUUAACGGCCUAGAGAGUGAUGACUUCAUGACGUCUGGUGGGAUGGUGGAGGCCACGGGGGCUGGCUUCGCCAAUACCUGGAAGGCCCAAUCAAGCUGCCAUGACAAAUUAGACUGGCUGGAUGACCCCUGUUCCCUCAACAUUGAGAGCGCCAAUUACGCUGAACACUGGUGCUCCCUACUGAAGAGGUCGGAGACGCCCUUUGCCAGAUGCCACCUGGCUGUGGAUCCCACUGAAUACUACAAGAGGUGCAAAUAUGACACGUGCAACUGUCAGAACAACGAGGACUGCAUGUGUGCAGCUCUUUCUUCCUACGCUCGUGCCUGUGCAGCCAAGGGUGUCAUGCUGUGGGGCUGGCGGGAGAGUGUCUGCAACAAAGAUGUGCACGCUUGCCCCAGCUCACAGAUCUUCAUGUACAACCUGACCACUUGCCAGCAGACCUGCCGCUCAAUCUCAGAAGGCGACACCCACUGCCUCAAGGGAUUUGCACCCGUGGAAGGCUGUGGCUGCCCUGACCACACCUUCAUGGAUGAGAAAGGUCGCUGUGUGCCCUUGUCUAAGUGUUCCUGCUACCACCAUGGUCUUUACCUAGAGGCAGGAGAUGUGAUUCUGAGGCAGGAGGAGCGUUGCAUUUGCCGAAACGGAAGGCUGCAAUGUACCCAGGUCAAACUGAUUGGCCACACCUGUCCGAGCCCCCAGAUCCUUGUGGACUGUAAUAACUUAACUGCUUUGGCCAUCCGGGAACCCCGUCCCACUAGCUGCCAGACACUGGUGGCUGGCUAUUACCAUACAGAGUGCAUCAGUGGCUGUGUGUGUCCCGAUGGACUCCUGGAUAAUGGCCGUGGUGGCUGUGUGGUGGAGGAUGAGUGUCCUUGCAUCCACAACAAACAAUUCUACGAUUCUGGGAAAACUAUCAAACUGGACUGCAACAACACAUGUACUUGUCAGAAAGGACGUUGGGAGUGCACCCGCUAUGCAUGCCACAGCACCUGCUCUAUCUAUGGGAGUGGCCACUACAUCACCUUCGACGGGAAGCACUAUGACUUUGAUGGACACUGCUCCUAUGUGGCUGUCCAGGACUACUGUGGCCAGAACUCUACCGGUUCUUUUAGCAUUAUCACUGAGAAUGUCCCCUGCGGUACCACAGGUGUUACCUGCUCCAAGGCCAUAAAGAUCUUUAUUGGGGGGACAGAGCUGAAGUUGGUGGAUAAACACCGUGUGGUAAAGCAGUUGGAAGAGGGACACCAUGUGCCCUUUAUCACACGGGAAGUGGGCCUGUACCUAGUGGUGGAGGUCAGCUCUGGCAUCAUUGUUAUCUGGGACAAGAAGACCACCAUUUUUAUCAAGCUGGAUCCCUCUUACAAGGGCAAUGUAUGUGGUCUGUGUGGGAACUUUGAUGAUCAGACCAAAAAUGACUUCACCACUCGGGAUCACAUGGUGGUGGCCAGCGAGCUGGACUUUGGGAAUAGCUGGAAGGAAGCUUCCACUUGCCCAGAUGUGAGCCACAACCCAGACCCCUGCAGCCUGAACCCACAUCGCCGCUCCUGGGCAGAGAAGCAAUGCAGCAUUAUCAAGAGUGAUGUGUUCCUAGCGUGCCACGGCAAGGUGGACCCCACAGUCUUCUAUGAUGCCUGUGUUCAUGACUCCUGCUCCUGUGACACUGGUGGUGACUGUGAAUGUUUCUGCUCUGCUGUGGCCUCCUACGCUCAAGAGUGCACCAAGGCCGAGGCCUGUGUGUUCUGGAGGACGCCAGAUCUAUGCCCUGUAUUCUGUGAUUACUACAACCCCCCAGAUGAGUGUGAAUGGCACUAUGAACCCUGUGGGAACCGCAGCUUUGAGACCUGCAGGACCCUCAACGGCAUCCAUUCCAACAUCUCAGUGUCUUACCUGGAGGGUUGCUACCCUCGGUGCCCUGAGGACAGGCCCAUCUAUGAUGAGGACCUGAAGAAAUGUGUCAGUGGGGACAAGUGUGGCUGCUAUAUUGAGGAUACUCGCUACCCACCUGGAGGAUCUGUUCCCACUGAUGAGAUCUGCAUGUCUUGUACAUGUACCAACACAUCAGAAAUCAUCUGCCGUCCAGAUGAAGGGAAGAUUAUUAACCAGACACAAGAUGGUAUCUUCUGCUACUGGGAGAUCUGUGGAUCCAAUGGAACAGCGGAGAAAUACUUCAAUAUUUGUGGCUCCUCCACGCCAAGUCCAACCUCCCUGACAAGCUUCACCACAACUUCCACCCCCAUCUCUACCACUCCCAUCUCCACCACCAUUACCACCACCUCAGCCACCGCCACAACCACAGUCACGACAGCACCACCUUGCUGCUUCUGGUCUGACUGGAUCAACAACAAUCAUCCUACCAAUGGCAAUGGUGGUGAUCGAGAGACUUUUGAACAUGUCUGCAGCGCUCCUGAGGACAUUGAGUGCAGGGCAGCCACAGAUCCCAAACUCGACUGGACAGAGCUGGGUCAGAAGGUACAGUGUAAUGUCUCAGAGGGGCUCAUUUGCAAUAAUGAGGACCAGUAUGGAUCUGGGCAGUUUGAACUUUGCUAUGACUAUGAGAUACGAGUCAACUGUUGCAUUCCAAUGGAAUACUUUUCACCAACCCCCUCACCAACCCCCUCACCAACCACCUCACCAACCCCCUCACCAACCACUUCAACCACCUCACCAACCACCUCACCAACCACCUCACCAACCCCCUCACCAACCACCUCAACCACCUCACCAACCACCUCACCAACCACCUCACCAACCACCUCAACCACCUCACCAACCACCUCACCAACCACCUCACCAACCACCUCAACCACCUCAACCACCUCACCAACCACCUCACCAACCACCUCAACCACCUCACCAACCACAUCACCAACCACCUCACCAACCACCUCACCAACCACCUCAACCACCUCACCAACCACCUCACCAACCCCCUCACCAACCACCUCAACCACCUCACCAACCACCUCACCAACCCCCUCACCAACCACCCCAACCACCUCGCCAACCACCUCACCAUCACCAAUCACCUCACCAACCACCUCACCAACCACUUCAACCACCUCAACCACCUCACCAACCACCUCACCAACCACCUCACCAACCACCUCAACCACCUCACCAACCACCUCACCAACCACCUCAACCACCUCACCAACCACCUCACCAACCACCUCACCAACCACCUCACCAACCCCCUCACCAACCACCUCAACCACCUCACCAACCACAUCGCCAACCACCUCACCAACCACCUCAACCACCUCACCAACCACCUCACCAACCACUUCAACCACCUCAACCACCUCACCAACCACCUCACCAACCACCUCAUCAACCACCUCACCAACCACCUCACCAACCACCUCACCAACCACCUCAACCACCUCACCAACCACCUCACCAACCACCUCACCAACCACCUCAACCACCUCACCAACCACAUCGCCAACCACCUCACCAACCACCUCAACCACCUCACCAACCACCUCACCAACCCCCUCACCAACCACCUCAACCACCUCACCAACCACCUCACCAACUCCCUCACCAACCACCCCAACCACCUCGCCAACCACCUCACCAUCACCAAUCACCUCACCAACCACCUCACCAACCACUUCAACCACCUCACCAACCCCCUCACCAACCUCCUCAACCACCUCACCAACCACCUCACCAACCCCCUCACCAACCACCCCAACCACCUCGCCAACCACCUCACCAACCACCUCACCAACCACCUCAACCACCUCACCAACCACCUCAACCACCUUACCAACCACCUCAACCACCUCACCAACCACCUCAACCACCUCACCAACCACCUCACCAACCACCUCACCAACCACCUCACCAACCACCUCACCAACCACCUCAACCACCUCACCAACCACCUCAACCACCUCACCAACCACCUCAACCACUUCACCAACCACCUCACCAACCACCUCACCAACCACCUCAACCACCUCACCAACCACCUCAACCACUUCACCAACCACCUCACCAACCACCUCAACCACUUCACCAACCACCUCAACUACCUCACCAACCACCUCAACCACUUCACCAACCACCUCACCAACCACCUCACCAACCUCCUCAGCUACAACUUCACCAACCACCUCACCAACCCCAUCAUCAUCCAUCCCAUCCUCCACUCCAUGCAUUGAUGACUGCAAGUGGACUGGCUGGCUGGAUUCUGGAAAACCCUCCUAUGAUAAAGGAAGUGGAGAUUAUGAACCAAUUAAAGGUGUCUGUGAACCACACUGGGAAGAACGAAACAUCUCCUGCAGAGCUGUGAUGUAUUCCAAUGUUCCACUUGAUCAGCUUGGACAAAAAGUGCUUUGUAAUAUAGAAGUUGGGCUAGUGUGCAAAAAUGCAGAUCAGGGAAUAGGAGGGAUUAUCCCCAUGCCCGUAUGUCUCAACUAUGAAAUCAAUGUUUACUGCUGUAGUACAAUAUGUUUUACUUCAACCCCACCAUCCACCACGGAGAUCUCAACUACAACAUCAACAACAAAGACUUCCAUUCCAACAUCAACUACCAUGAAGACACCAAGCCCAACUCCUACAACUACAGUGACUCCAACUCCAGAAACAACCACCACACAGAUUUCAACUUCAACAUCUACUACCACCCAGACCACAACCCCAACACCCAUCACGGAGACCUUCACUCCUAUAUCUACCACCAGCCAGACACCAAGUCCAUCCUCUACUACCACAGUGACUCCAGUUACAACAUCUACUACUACAGAGACCUCAACGUCAUUAUCUACUACUACAAAGACCACAUCUGCAACACCUACAGUAACAGAGACAUCUACUCCUAGAUCUACCACUACUCAGACACCAAGUACAGUCCUCACCACCACAGUGACUCCAACUCCAACACCAACAAUUGGAAAGACCACAACCCCAACAUCUACAGUAACAGAAACUUUGACUCCCAGAUCUACCACUACCCAGACAUCCAGCCCAGUUCCCUCCACCACAGUGACUCCAACACCAACACCAACCCCCACGGAGACCUCAACCUCAACAUCUACUACCACACAGACCACAUCUCCAACGCCUACUAUAGAGACCUCCACUCCUACAUCUACCACAACAGAGACACCAAGUCCAACACCUACAACCACAGUGACUUCAACCUCAACACCUACUACUACAGGGCCCCCAACCUCAACAUCUACUACCACACAGACCACAAUGCCAACACCCACCACAGAGAUCUCCACUCCUACAGCUACAAUCCUCCAGACAUCCAGCCCAGUUCCCUCCACAACAGUGAUUCCAACAACAACACCAACCACCACAGAGACCUCAACCUCAACAUCUACUACCACAGAGACCACAACCUCAACAUCUACAGUGACAGAGACAUCUACUCCUAGUUCCACUACUACCCUGACUUCAAGUCCAACCCCUACAACCACAGGGACUCCACCCUCAACACCAACCACCACAGGGCCCACAACCCCAACAUCUACUACCACACAGACCACAACCCCAACACCCACCAUAGAGACCUCCACUCCUACAUCAACUACUACCCCGACACCAAGUCCAACCCCUACAACCACAGGGACUCCACCCUCAACACCAACCACCACAGGGCCCACAACACCAACAUCUACUACCACCACACAGACCACAACCCCAACACCCACCAUAGAGACCUCCACUCCUACAUCAACCACUACUCAGACACCAAGUUCAACCCCUACAACCACAGGGACUCCACCCUCAACACCAACCACCACAGGGCCCACAACCCCAACAUCUACUACCACCACACAGACCACAACCCCAACACCCACCAUAGAGACCUCCACUUCUACAUCAACCAGUACCUCGACACCAAGUCCAACCCCUACAACCACAGUGACUCCACCCUCAACACCUACCACCACAGGGCCCACAACCCCAACAUCUACUACUACACAGACCACAACCCCAACACCCACCAUAGAGACCUCCACUCCUACAUCAACCACUACUCAGACACCAAGUUCAACCCCUACAACCACAGGGACUCCACCCUCAACACCAACCACCACAGGGCCCACAACCCCAACAUCUAUUACCACACAGACCACAACUCCAACACCCACCAUAGAGACCUCCACUUCUACAGCAACCACUACCCCGACACCAAGUCCAACCCCUACAACCACAGGGACUCCACCCUCAACACCUACCACCACAGGGCCCACAACCCCAACAUCUACUACUACACAGACCACAACCCCAACACCCACCAUAGAGACCUCCACUCCUACAUCAACCACUACUCAGACACCAAGUCCAACCCCUACAACCACAGGGACUCCACCCUCAACACCAACCACCACAGGGCCCACAACCCCAACAUCUACUACCACCACACAGACCACAUCUCCAACACCCACCAUAGAGACCUCCACUCCUACAUCAAUCACUACUCAGACACCAAGUCCAACCCCUACAACCACAGUGACUCCACCCUCAACACCUACCACCACAGGGCCCACAACCCCAACAUCUACUACUACACAGACCACAACCCCAACACCCACCAUAGAGACCUCCACUCCUACAUCAACCACUACUCAGACACCAAGUCCAACCCCUACAACCACAGGGACUCCACCCUCAACACCAACCACCACAGGGCCCACAACCCCAACAUCUAUUACCACACAGACCACAACUCCAACACCCACCAUAGAGACCUCCACUUCUACAGCAACCACUACCCCGACACCAAGUCCAACCCCUACAACCACAGGGACUCCACCCUCAACACCUACCACCACAGGGCCCACAACACCAACAUCUACUACCACCACACAGACCACAACCCCAACACCCAUCAUAGAGACCUCCACUCCUACAUCAACCACUACUCAGACACCAAGUCCAACCCCUACAACCACAGUGACUCCACCCUCAACACCUACCACCACAGGGCCCACAACCCCAACAUCUACUACCACACAGACCACAUCCCCAACACCCACCAUAGAGACCUCCACUCCUACAUCAAUCACUACUCAGACACCAAGUCCAACCCCUACAACCACAGGGACUCCACCCUCAACACCUACCACCACAGGGCCCUCAACCCCAACAUCUACUACUACACAGACCACAACUCCAACACCCACCAUAGAGACCUCCACUUCUACAUCAACCAGUACCUCGACACCAAGUCCAACCCCUACAACCACAGUGACUCCACCCUCAACACCUACCACCACAGGGCCCACAACCCCAACAUCUACUACUACACAGACCACAACCCCAACACCCACUAUAGAGACCUCCACUCCUACAUCAACCACUACUCAGACACCAAGUUCAACCCCUACAACCACAGGGACUCCACCCUCAACACCAACCACCACAGGGCCCACAACACCAACAUCUACUACCACCACACAGACCACAACUCCAACACCCACCAUAGAGACCUCCACUUCUACAUCAACCACUACUCAGACACCAAGUCCAACCCCUACAACCACAGGGACUCCACCCUCAACACCAACCACCACAGGGCCCACAACCCCAACAUCUAUUACCACACAGACCACAACCCCAACACCCACCAUAGAGACCUCCACUCCUACAUCAACCACUACUCAGACACCAAGUUCAACCCCUACAACCACAGGGACUCCACCCUCAACACCUACCACCACAGGGCCCACAACCCCAACAUCUAUUACCACACAGACCACAACUCCAACACCCACCAUAGAGACCUCCACUCCUACAUCAACCACUACUCAGACACCAAGUUCAACCCCUACAACCACAGUGACUCCAACCUCAACACCUACCACCACAGGGCCCACAACCCCAACGUCUACUACCACCACACAGACCACAACCCCAACACCCAUCAUAGAGACCUCCACUCCUACAUCAACCACUACUCAGACACCAAGUCCAACCCCUACAACCACAGUGACUCCACCCUCAACACCUACCACCACAGGGCCCACAACCCCAACAUCUACUACCACACAGACCACAUCCCCAACACCCACCAUAGAGACCUCCACUCCUACAUCAAUCACUACCCCGACACCAAGUCCAACCCCUACAACCACAGGGACUCCACCCUCAACACCUACCACCACAGGGCCCACAACACCAACAUCUACUACCACCACACAGACCACAACCCCAACACCCACCAUAGAGACCUCCACUUCUACAUCAACCACUACUCAGACACCAAGUCCAACCCCUACAACCACAGGGACUCCACCCUCAACACCAACCACCACAGGGCCCACAACCCCAACAUCUAUUACCACACAGACCACAACCCCAACACCCACCAUAGAGACCUCCACUCCUACAUCAACCACUACUCAGACACCAAGUUCAACCCCUACAACCACAGGGACUCCACCCUCAACACCUACCACCACAGGGCCCACAACCCCAACAUCUAUUACCACACAGACCACAACUCCAACACCCACCAUAGAGACCUCCACUCCUACAUCAACCACUACUCAGACACCAAGUUCAACCCCUACAACCACAGUGACUCCAACCUCAACACCUACCACCACAGGGCCCACAACCCCAACAUCUACUACCACCACACAGACCACAACCCCAACACCCAUCAUAGAGACCUCCACUCCUACAUCAACCACUACUCAGACACCAAGUCCAACCCCUACAACCACAGUGACUCCACCCUCAACACCUACCACCACAGGGCCCACAACCCCAACAUCUACUACCACACAGACCACAUCCCCAACACCCACCAUAGAGACCUCCACUCCUACAUCAAUCACUACCCCGACACCAAGUCCAACCCCUACAACCACAGGGACUCCACCCUCAACACCUACCACCACAGGGCCCACAACACCAACAUCUACUACCACCACACAGACCACAACCCCAACACCCACCAUAGAGACCUCCACUUUUACAUCAACCACUACUCAGACACCAAGUCCAACCCCUACAACCACAGGGACUCCACCUUCGACACCUAGCACCACAGGGCCCACAACCCCAACACCUACAGGAACAGAGACCUUCACUCCCAGAUCUACCACUACCCAGACACCUAGCCCUCCCCCCACCACCAUAGUGACUCCGGCUACAACAACUACUACCACAGUGAGCGUAACUUCCACGCCUACUAUUUCAGAGACACCAACCCCAAUCUCUACAACCACAGAGAUUUCUACCCCUACCUCUCAUGUUACUACUACCACCAUCAUAGGCUCCUCAACCUCAACACCCACCACCACAAUCACCGAGACUCCAUCCCCACCUUCCACCAUUUCAGAGACAGCAAGCUCAACUUCUCCCACCACUGAAAGCACAAGCCCAACAUCUACUACUAGCCAAACCCCAACCCCAACACCCACCACCACAAUCAAAGAGACCCCUACCCCUACAAACACAGUACCUACUACAGGAUCAACCUCUUCCAAACCUCCAACUGGAUCCUCGACGCCCAUGACCUCUCCAUCUACUCCUUCUCCACCUACGGAGUCCACUACCCUUUCAAGCACCCCUGUAACCACCACAGCAACAUCUAGCACGUCAUCCCCUGGAACAACAUCACCCUUCUCCACUUCAUCAGUGGGCAGCACUCCCUCUUCACCUCCAAGUUCAACAUCAGGACCCACCACAUCUUCAGGCAUGCCCACUUCCUCAAAGACCACAACAGGGCCAACCUCACCUACCACAAGACCACCCUCCACAUCCACCCCUACAUCCCCCACUGUGCCAACCUCUACUACGGAAGCAAUCACCCAGACAAGGCUCUCGUCAACCACACCAACCAUGGAAACCACCAGGACCUCGUCUUGGGGGACAGUCUCUUCAGCUUCCCCAAUCACCUCUCCCAGCACUGUCUGGACUAGCAUUGCAACCUUAGUUACCUGCUGUGUUGUGGAUGAGAUGUUCUAUGGUCCAGGUGAAGUGGUCUACAACAGUACCUAUGGGGACACCUGUUAUUUUGUAAACUGCUCUGUGGACUGCCAACUCCAGGUCUUCAAUUGGUCCUGUCCAUCUACUCCCUCAACUCCCCCACCCUCAACACCAACAACACCAACAUCCUCCCAGACAACCACACCCUCCACACCAUCUACCACAUCUUCGAAGUCUACACCCUCUACGCCCCAAUCCACAUCAUCCAAGUCAACGCCCAGCACACCACCCAAAACCACCCUUCCUGGGUGCCUCGAUUUUGAUCCUCCCAGACAGGUCAAUGAGACCUGGUGGCUGUGUAACUGUACCAUGGCCAUCUGCAAAUAUGACAACGUAGUGGAGAUUGUGGAGCUGGAGUGCAACCCCCCACCCAUGCCCACCUGUUCCAAUGGCCUCAAACCCGUGCGUGUCCCUGACCCUGAUGGCUGCUGCUGGCACUGGGAAUGUGACUGCUACUGCACUGGCUGGGGGGACCCACACUUUGUCACCUUCGAUGGGCUUUACUACAGUUACCAGGGUAACUGUACCUAUGUGCUGGUAGAGGAGAUUACCCCCACAGUGGACAACUUUGGGGUCUACAUUGACAACUACCACUGCGAUGCCAACGACAAGGUGUCCUGCCCCCGCACACUUAUUGUGCACCAUGAGACCCAGGAAGUGCUGAUCAAGACUGUGCACAUGAUGCCCAUUGAGGUGGAGGUACAGGUGAACAAGCAGUUAGUGGCUUUGCCCUACAAGAAGUAUGGACUGGAGGUAUACCAAUCUGGCAUCAACUUUGUGGUGGACAUCCCCAGGCUGGGUGCCCAGGUCUCCUACAAUGGCCUGUCUUUCUCCAUCCGGCUGCCUUACCACCUGUUUGGCAACAACACAAAGGGCCAAUGUGGCACCUGCACCAACAAUACUGCUGAUGACUGUAUCCUACCCAGUGGGGAGAUCAUUUCUAACUGUGAAGUUGCUGCUGAUGAGUGGUUGGUGAAUGACCCGUCCAAGCCACACUGUCCCCACAAAGGCCUCACCACUAAGCGCCCAGCCAUCACGACACCAGGACCUUUCCCUGAAAACUGCACUGUGUCUCCUGUCUGUCAGCUCAUCAUGGACAGCUUAUUCUCCCAGUGCCACCCCUUCGUGCCUCCCAAGCACUACUACGAAGCUUGCCUGUUUGAUAGCUGCUUUGUGGCUGGCUCUGGUAUGGAGUGUGCCAGUGUACAGGCCUAUGCUGCCCUCUGUGCUCAGGAAGGUGUCUGCAUUGACUGGCGGAAUCACACCCAGGGGGCCUGCGCUGUGACGUGUCCAGCUCACAGGCAGUAUCAGGCCUGUGGCCCUUCAGAGGAACCCACCUGCCAGUCCAGCUCCCCUAAGAAUUCCACGCUCUUGGUGGAAGGCUGCUUCUGUCCUGAAGGGACCACAAAGUUUGCCCCUGGCUAUGACGUCUGUGUGAAGAUAUGUGGAUGUGUGGGACCGGACAAUGUGCCCAGAGAGUUUGGAGAGCACUUUGAAUUUGACUGCAAGGACUGUGUUUGCCUGGAGGGUGGAAGUGGUAUUGUCUGCCAACCAAAGAAGUGUGCUAGGGGCAACCUGACCACAUGUGAGGAGGAUGGCACCUACCUUGUUGUGGAGGCCGACCCAGAUGACAAGUGCUGCAACACCACCUCAUGUAAGUGUGACCCCAAACGGUGCAAAGCUGAACGCCCCUCAUGUCUGCUGGGAUUCGAAGUGAAGAGUGAGCACGUGCCUGGGAAAUGCUGUCCUGUCUACUCCUGUGUGCCCAAGGGUGUGUGCGUGCACGAGAAUGCUGAAUACCAGCCCGGAUCCCCAGUGUACUCUAACAAGUGCCAGGACUGUGUAUGCACCGACAGCAUGGACAACAGCACCCAGCUCAAUGUCAUCUCCUGUACCCAUGUGCCCUGCAACAUCUCCUGCAGCUCUGGCUUUGAGCUUGUGGAGGUUCCUGGGGAAUGUUGCAAGAAGUGCCAGCAGACCCAUUGCAUCAUCAAGAGAUCCGAGCAGCAGUACAUCAUUCUGAAGCCUGGGGAGAUACAGAAAAACCCCAACGACAGGUGCACCUUCUUCAGCUGCAUGAAAAUCAACAAUCAGCUCAUCUCUUCAGUCUCCAAUAUCACCUGCCCUGACUUUGACCCAAGUGAUUGUGUUCCGGGCUCCAUCACAUACAUGCCGAAUGGCUGCUGUAAGACAUGCAUCCAUAACCCUAACAACACAGUCCCUUGCUCUGCCAUACCCGUCAUGAAGGAGAUUUCCUACAAUGGCUGCGCCAAGAACAUCUCCAUGAACUUCUGCGCUGGGUCCUGUGGGACUUUUGCCAUGUACUCUGCCCAGGCCCAGGAUCUGGAUCAUGGGUGUUCUUGCUGCAGGGAGGAGAGGACCAGUGUACGAAUGGUUUCCCUGGACUGCCCAGAUGGCAGUAAGCUGAGCCAUAGCUACACACACAUCGAGAGCUGUCUGUGCCAGGGCACCGUCUGUGAGCUGCCACAGGCCCAGCAAAGCCGCACCAGGCGUUCUAGUCCCCGGCUUCUAGGAAGGAAGUGAACGGGUUACACCGUGCACAUCUCUUCCCAUCUUGAGCCAUCCUGCUGAUUCUCUGAGCUUCCCCACUUCCUGCUUGACUUCUUCUCUGCACAUAUUUAUUUUCGGAGUUUCUGUUCCAUUCUUUGCUUUCUGAUAAUAAACUCAGGCAUAGCCA
Rattus norvegicus (Norway rat) is the source of this 17534-nucleotide messenger RNA. Lineage: Eukaryota; Metazoa; Chordata; Mammalia; Rodentia; Muridae. The record is from RefSeq and is a predicted model, not a curated record.